CAAACAUCGCAUCAGAUCGAAAUACAAAGUUUCAUUUCGCAAGAAAACGAAGAACAUAUCCAAAUACUCUGUUGCUUUAGAACAAGAAAGAAACAACAAUGACUCUUCGAAUUUUAUCUAGACCUAUGGGUGGGAUGGCAUGGACUAACAGGGUCAAUAUGGGAAGGAUGAAUUUAGCUGUGGGAAAGUAUUCAGGUAGUGUACAUGGUAAUGAUCCCGAUACUCUAGCUAGGGAAAAAGCCCGUAAUUUAUCAGGUACACAAGAUUCUUCUAGUCCUCAUAAAGAACAUGCCCCACAAUGGAACGAAGUUCUAGCCACUGAUUCAGAAGCUGGUGUCAAAGCCGAUCAAGCGGGUCCUCCUGGCAAACCUAGCAAAGCCCUGCAGGAACAGACCAUUUUUCAAACCCACAAACAUCACCAUGACGAAGAUGAUGGGAUGCACAAAGGUGUUAAACAUCAUAAAGCGAAACAUGAACCCACGCGUACGGGCAGUGAAGAGGCAGUGAAAGCGGAUCGAGGGGAACAUUAAGUGUGAGAAGUUAUAUAGCCGUUGUGAUAGGAUCCACAAUUUGUCUCAAAGUUUAAAAUGAUAUGAAUACAGUGUAUGUG
This is a messenger RNA of Tremella mesenterica DSM 1558, 610 nucleotides long. RefSeq lists its product as uncharacterized. Bases 99 to 530 code for a protein of 143 amino acids. Lineage: Eukaryota; Fungi; Basidiomycota; Tremellomycetes; Tremellales; Tremellaceae. The record is from RefSeq and is a predicted model, not a curated record. The transcript has 6 exons.